AUGCCGCUGCCGGAAACACAUCCACUAGCAAUAGAAAAGAAACGAAGAAAAACCCAAGCCGAAAAUCCAACCCCUAGCAGUGAAUCCAAAAGCUAUAAUCACGGUGGUGGGAUUCAGCGAAUACUUUCGACAUCGCAGCGACAACGUGGGGCUCAAGAUUUAAGAUGGGAGCAGAGACAACAGCAAUUGGAGAUGGAGUUGCAAAGAGAGAUGGAGAGGUAUAAAACUGUGGGAUAUGUCCAAUUAGUUGAUGACUUUACGACUGUUUGCUCUGCUGUCCUUAUGUUUAACGAUCUUGAUCGGUUGAGGAGUAAAGCUUCGCGGAUAUUGAUAUAUCCCGAAAGCUGGGAUAUGCAACUCGAAAUCUCGGAGUCUCAACAAAAGGAGGCACAAAAGAUACUAGCUAUCCAAGAAAAGACAUUGAACAACAAACGGAAACAAAAGAACACUAAGAAGACUAGCAAAAAGAAGAAGAAUAAGAAGGAAGAUACAACCAAACUGUCGGACGAAGAAGCAACAAACCCACUCGACCCUCCGCCACUUCCGCACCAAAUAUCAGCGGAUAAAUCACAACAAUAUCAUACAGCAAGGAGGCUCCUACACCUCGCAAGAAUCAAACACUCAGCAAUACUUCUACCAAUGCCAGAUGAUACAGUCAACCCGUUAGUAAUGCUCAAUAUGACGGAUUACAAACGACUGAUAUACCUUCGAAGUCCAGCUGUUAUCAUGAAAAACAUGGACGAGAUGCUAUUACACUCUCCCGUGGCGACGGUAUCUGCACCUAGGGAUAGCAGUGGAGGACUAUCAUCAAAUUUCUUGAUGGUGACGCCUGAGCAUGGAGAGUUAGAAUAUGUCAUGAAGCAGGAAGGGGCCAUUUCUAAAGAUUUUGGGGGGUUGGGGAAACUAGUGGACAAAAUAUAUGCAACUACAGCAAUGAUCCUCCCUCGAUGGCCUCACGACGUUUUCACAUCCGACUUUUUCAAUUCACCGGUCGAAAGCAAUGGGAACCGAGCAUCAAACUGGAAACCAUCAAAAGUUCUCAAGGAAGCGUAUUAUAUCUUCUUCGACGCCGGAAAGAAAAUUAAAAACGGAGAGUGGGAAAAAGUACCACAACCUUGGAAACUUAAGAGUUUGGAAGAAGAUGUAGCUCCAAAAUGUCAAAUGGUUCAAGAGACGGGGAAUGGAGAAGAGAGAUUGGAUUGCACGGCAAGGGAUGUAUGGCGGACAUUGUAUGACGGGUACAGACAACGGAGGAUGGAAGUCUGUGGAUUAGAUCUGGAAGCAUGA
Messenger RNA from Orbilia oligospora ATCC 24927, 1287 nucleotides. RefSeq lists its product as uncharacterized. The transcript has a single exon. Bases 1 to 1287 code for a protein of 428 amino acids. NCBI's taxonomy places the organism in Eukaryota, Fungi, Ascomycota, Orbiliomycetes, Orbiliales, Orbiliaceae. The record is from RefSeq and is a predicted model, not a curated record.